AUGGUUCUGAACUUGACUACUGAGGUGGAAUAUCUCAGGAGACUAACAGACGUUCUUGGUGAAGAAAAAAGAUUGCUUCAGAACAAAGUAUUCUCUUUUGAGGCGGAACUGAAUAAACUGAAUGCAUCUAAGCCCCCUUCCAAUGAUGAAUUAAUGGCGUACUUAAGAAGCACAAAACAAAUAGUUCAAACUUUGGUGGCAAAUGAGGAAUACGAAAAAAAUCUAACUCUGCGACUGAACGAAGCGGAUAAUAAUAUUGCGAUUUGUAACAAGCAAAACAAAAACUUAACGAAACAACUUGAAGAAGUAAUGAAUAAUUUGUUGAUAAACGAAAAGCGGGAUCAAAAUUUUACUCAACGACUUAAAGAAAUAGAGAAUAUUUUGGUUAUUUAUGAUAAACAGGGAAAAAACAUCACCCAAGGACUCAAGGAAAUUCACAAUAUUUUGAUCGCAAAUGAAGAAUAUGGCAAUAACCUAACGUUGAGACUGAAUGAAGCGGAGAAUGAUAUUGUAAAUAGUGAGAAGCAGAAUAAGAAAUUAACACACCAACUUGACGAAGUAGUAAAUACUUUGAUGAUCAACGACAAGCAGGAUGAAAACGUCACUCAUCGACUGAAUGAAGUAGAGAAUAUUUUAGUGAUAUAUGAUAAGCGGGGGAAAAACGUCACUCAACAACUCAAUGAAAUUCACAACGUUUUGACUGCAAGUGAGAAGUAUGACAAAAAUUUAACUCAACAGCUCGCCGAUUCAAUGAACAACUUGCACGAUAUAAAAGUUCAGAUGCGAUAUACAAGCCUGUCACUAAUGGACGUGCAUUCUAAGACGGACAAACUCAAUACUACGUUAAUAACACAUUUUGACGAUCAAAUUAGGGAUGUCUGUGGAAUAAUAACCAACAUUACCAAAAAAGUUGCCUUUACGGCCGGUGUGACGUCAUACAACAGCACCUGGAGCAGCGGUGCCUUGGUGUUUGAUAGGAUCGUGUACAACAUAGGAGGAGGGUACGACUCCAGUACUGGUGUCUUCACAUCACCUGUAGACGGACACUUUGUUUUCUUUGUGAACGUUCAAGCUUAUUCUAACAACAUUAUAUACACAUAUUUAGUGCUGAAUGGCUCCAGUAAAGUCACAACAAUGGCAUAUGCUGCAGGUAGUGAAUAUUACACUGCAGGACCGAACUUGGCAGUGUUACAGCUUCAAAAAGGAGAUCGCGUGUGGGUCCAGUAUUACACUGGAUCUGGGUAUUAUACCGAAGGAUCAGCGCCUGCUACCACCUUCUCUGGAUUCCUCUUAUGAUUAAUUUGGGAAAAAGGCAUUUAAAUACAAUGUAGUUGUAAUUUCAGCACAUAU
Messenger RNA from Saccostrea cuccullata (small rock oyster), 1350 nucleotides. RefSeq lists its product as uncharacterized. NCBI's taxonomy places the organism in Eukaryota, Metazoa, Mollusca, Bivalvia, Ostreida, Ostreidae. The record is from RefSeq and is a predicted model, not a curated record. The coding region runs from base 1 to 1296 and encodes 431 amino acids. Gene Ontology annotation, molecular function: protein binding. The transcript has 2 exons.